This is a messenger RNA of Ostrinia furnacalis (Asian corn borer), 2051 nucleotides long. RefSeq lists its product as uncharacterized. The transcript is spliced from 6 exons. Lineage: Eukaryota; Metazoa; Arthropoda; Insecta; Lepidoptera; Crambidae. The record is from RefSeq and is a predicted model, not a curated record. The coding region runs from base 64 to 1122 and encodes 352 amino acids.
CCGUCCUUGGUUCCUUUGGUCCCUCACUGCAAGGACCACGCCUCAAGCAAGCCGUCGUACGUGAUGUUCGCGCUCAUCUUCAUCCUGUUCGGGAUGGCCAUCGUGGCCGCCUGCCUCAACCUGCUCGUGCUGCGCUUCGUCACCAUGAACACCGAGGACGAGAAGCGCGACCAGCAGGCGCAGGAGCAGGCGCAGCAAGUAGCAGUGCGGUUGGAAGGUGACGUCAUCACGGCGGACGGCGCGGUGUUACGCGGUGUAUCACGCGGCACAAGGCUGCCUGCCGACAACCGCCAGCGGCCACAAGGCGACGCGUCGGUGAUGCCGCUGUACGUGGACGAGGAGUACGCGCCCAGCGUGUGCAGCUGCUCCUGCGGCUGCUGGGGCGCCAACAAAUCCAACGCCCCCUACCGGGACCCGCUGUCACCAGUGCCUCCUACCAACAUAAAGCACAUAAAAUCCAAAGCGUACCGGGAACUUGGCAGCAUUCCCCGGUACAUAGAAAAGUCGUCCUCCAAAGAUCGCUCCCAAUCCUUAAGACUGAACUCUGCGUCGGGAUACCUGUAUAUGAACGCGAGGAACGACUUCCAGUUCGAUCCUGAAGAUUUUAGGGAGAUGGUCGCUAAGAGACGGGAACAGCUGCGGAAGGGCAUGAUGAUGUAUGAUAUCAGGUACAACAACAACGAGCAACUACUCGGAUACCGCGCGUCGGCGCCGCGCGAGUCGCCGCCGUCGUCGCUGUGGUCGCGCGCCGCGCGCAGCCGCGACCCGCUCGUCGACGACUACGACUCCGAGAAGUCGUCCUACGCCAGGAAGAAGCUGCUCAAGAAUAUAGCUAGGAACACAGCCAACAAACGCGUAGAAAACUACUUCUACGACGACGCAGUAUUGCAUUUCGACGACGAAUACGCGUUCGACGGAUCCAUGUUGUUCGCGAAACGGAGAAAAUCUCCGGAACACCGAUGGGAGGACUACAACUGCCAGUUGCCAAAGAACCCUCACGCCGACACCGAGUCGAAUGACGGUAGUUAUGGAUAUUAUUUGCCUGAUGAAGAGGAGCAGGAUCAGUACUUCGUGAAUGAUACCCUGACGUUCACUAUGCCUUCCACUCGCGCGAGCGUUUAGUAUAGGGGUGGAUAUUUUAAAAGUUUUCGGGGCCAAAUCUAGCCGACGAAUGGGACAGUAUUUAGUUCGUAUUUCUGUGUGCUUACCGUGAGUUUACAUUAGGCGUGCUCCUAAGUGAUUGUACAGCGCCCCUAACGGUUACUCUCAAAGACUAAAAUCGUCAUAAUUUUUUUUAGGCGUUUCGUGUAAACUCAUGAUAAAGCUACUGAAUAUGAACUUGAUGACAGACUAUAGUCUGGUCCAUAUUAAAAGUCAGUUCAAUCUCAAACCUAUGUUGAUAGAAUAAUACUCCUACAAAAAUCGUUGGCUGGAUUAAAGCCCUACGCAGGCCGUAUUUUGCUCACCCCUGUAUAUAGUGUACGAAGAGCAAAGUGAUUAGGGUUGCCAGGCCUUGAAACCGGAAAUUCAGAUACUUGAUUGCUCAAUCGGAUAUUUAGAUUACGAUGUAAUUAAGGAUCUUCAUCAUGAAAAAUAAUUCACAUAUGAGAAUUCAAUCGGUCACGAGUGCGUGGAAAAGUUAAAUAAAUGGAUCGGUAAAACAUCUAAAAACCUAACCAAAAUCCGUAGCAUUCUUGUUCAAACUUCUAGCUUAACUAAAAUAUAAACAUCACCAUCGUUGGUUGAAUUUAAUUAUUAAAACAAAUCAUAAAAUCAAAUCUAUCCAUGCAAGCUGACAGGUAUUAAUCGCCUGGCAACCCUAACCGCUAGCCAGUGUAGACUACUGAUCAGAGAACAGACUACCUACCGACCGAGCUAUGGACUGCCCUAUUGUAGUCCCGGACCGCUGGACCACUGAGAGCCCUGAGCGAUCGGUCUACUGCCUGAGCCGUUGAUUUAUGUGACAAAUACGAUGUUAUUGCCUAUCUAUAAUGAGGGUUUUCGCGUAUGAAAAAUCCGCCAGAUGGCAAUACGUAGACGCAAGGUCCAAA